ACUACAACUCCCGCUAGCCCCGCACCGCCAAGUGACUGCUCAGCAGCAGGCCAGGGGAGUUCUGUGCUAAGUCAAGUCAUUUAAAAUAAACUCACGAACAUGUGGGAAGAGGGCGAGGAGAUCAAGCACGACAAGCCUGGACUUUUCCGCUGGAAGCGGUUCACCAAGAACCAAAAUAGAGCAAAGCAAAACCUGGAUUAUGAUGAUAUCCAAGACUGGAUGAAAAGAGUUGAAAAAGCGUCUGACUGUGCUGUUGCAGAGGUGUUUCCUUCGAAAAAGUUAAAUGCAAAUCCAAAAGUCAGUGGCUAUGUUAUGACAAUGGAGACAGUUGAUCAGCUUCAUGAUCACGAUGAUGCCUAUGCUGAAGCUCAUGAGUUACUAAAUGAAUGGAUGAAUUCUAAGCUAAGAAUGGAAUUAGAAUAUGAAGAGGAUGGUGAACUGGAUAACCAUAUGAAAAAUUCAGAGGCAAUUGCAUACUCACCAGAGAUGUUCUCCAAAAUGCCUGAAUAUGAAAAAUUUGAUGAUUUGUACAAUUAUUUGGACCAAGAGAAAGAGAGCACCGCAGCACAGGCCUUCUUGCAGCAGCUCCUAGAAAAGAAAGUGGAGGAGUCUGGUAUCCUUGAUGACCUUGGCAUAGAUGAGGAAAGCCAACAGAAAAAACGCACAGACCCAUGUUUGAGCAUGGAGGCAAGACACCAACAAGUAAAGGAAAAUCGUGUUAAAAGGCAGGCUCGGUUGGAGCAACAGAAGCAGGAGAAAUCCAUAAAGAAAUUUGCUCAUGCUAAAGCUCACCAACUGAUUCAGGAGGAAAAUAGACAAAAAGCUUUACAGGCCAAGAAAGAGGAAGAGCAAAUUAAAAAAGAGAUGGUGCUUUUACGGAAAGAAAUGAUGGACAAAAGAUGCAUCAUGGAAGAAGCAAAGCGGCUCGAACGAGAACAUCAAAAAAAAGAGAAAAAACAGAAAAUCUUGGUUCAGGAGAAAGCCAAGCAAGCACUCAUAGAAUUACAAAAGCUGCAAAACCAGGAACGUCGUGAGGUUUGGAUAAAGCAGGAAAAUGAUGCCAGAAUUAAAACUUGCCAGCUCCGGUGUUUGCAGAAACAUUUUUCAAUCUGGUAUAAACUGGUUCUGGAACGCAGGAUUAAAAUGGGGAAAGCAAGGGCCUUGUUUGAUUGGAAGAGCCAGCUCCGAAUUUUCCAGGCCUGGAGAACGUACACAUGGGAAAAGAAAUUGGAGCAAGAGGUGCAACGAACUGAGAUGGAACUACGGGAGGAAAAAAGAAAGAAACAACUUGCAAUAGAAUGUAACCGGAAACAUAGGCUCAGAUACUGCUUUACAAAUUGGCUAUUAUGGUGCAAAGCUGAGAAAGAAAAGAGAGCAUUGGAGGCGCAAAAAGAGGAGACAAAACAAAAAAUGGCAGCAUUAUUGGAUUCUGCCUCUUCUGUGAAAUUGUCAACAGUUUCCAACGGAGCUUCAAGAUUUGUAUGUGACGUGCAGCAAGUUGUUCCAGCUAAAAAUGCAGUGGUGGUGAUGAAGAAACAGGAUUCUUCUCCAACUGGUUCUUCGCUGAUGACAGAUGACAGCAAAACCCAUCAACUUAUAGCUGCAAGACCAAAAUUUGCUUGGCAGGUUACUCGUAAGCAUGCAACAUUAAAAGCAGAGGAUAUAAUGCUUGUGCAAAAUGAAAGUAAGAUCUCAGAUGGGGACCAAGAUCCCAAUUCUGGUAUUGCGGGGAAGACAAACCUGCACGUUUUGGGCAACUUUAAACAUCGUCAUGUGUUUCAGCAGCAGCUCAUUGAGGAUCAAAAGAAGCAACUUCAGGAAAAGCAGAAAAUAAUUGAAGAGCUUCAGGAGAAGCAACAAUUAACAAUCCUGCAACAAGAUGCCAAACUGGCUUCUGCAAUAACGACAGCAAUUGUUAGUGCAACACAAAAGAUGCGACUUGAGCCUAAUCCUCAUGGUACAAAACCAACUGGAAAUGUGCAACUUGAAAUGAAAGAUGCUGCUGCACAUACGUUCAGGUCAAUUGUUCCAUCAUCAGCUGAGGAAACCAGUUGUUGCACAACUGGUACCAAUAACAUGAUUUCACCUCACCCAAUCGUCAAAGCAAUGGAGGAACGAGCAAAGCAGCGCAUGGCAAGAAGAAAAGAAUUGGAAGAGAUCAAAAGAAAAAAGGAAAAAGAUAAACUUGCGCACCUAAGAGCAAAGGAGGAAGAGCGUCAAAUGCAGCAGGAAGCUGAGAAACAGGCAUUGUUAGAAAAGAAGCGCGAGGAGAAAAGAUUACAGAGACAGAAAGAAACUGAGAAGCAACUAAGAUUGGAAAAACAAGGUCAAAUGCUGUCUGCUGCAGAAAAACACUAUCAGGAUUUUCUUUUGAAUAAACGAGGCCUUCAGCCCUGGCGAAAGGUUAUAGAAAUCUCCAAACAAAACAUGAAGUUUGCAGAAGCUCACCAUGCUACUUCACUAGUAAGAGAAUACCUGUGUACCUGGCACCAGAAUGUGAGCGAGUCAUUGUCUGAAAAGAAGCUCAAAGCUGAAAAAGUGUACAAUGGGAUUCUUCUUAAAAGAUGCUUGAACAGUUGGUUAAAGUGCAAGGAAUAUACCAACGUUAUGGAAAAGAGAGCAAUUCAGCACUAUCUGACAGGACUGAGAAGAUCGAUAUUUACUGUCUGGUGUGAUUAUGUAACAAUGGAAAAGACUGCAACAUGGGAAAAGGAAAGAAUUGCAGCAGAGCACAAUCAAAGGAGGUUAGUCAAUGCAGCUUUCAUGGCUUGGAAGACUCUGCCAAUAUUUGCCAGGGAGGAGAAGAUAAAGGAAGAACGUAUUAAAGAGCUCAGAAAGAAAGUCGCUGAAAUACUUCCCGAUUUUCUAAAAUAAGUUACUCUUUGUUGGUAUUUUGUUAUUGGAAAUGCACUGGAACCCCCCCCCCCCCCCCCCCUCAUCUCACCCUUAGUUGAUAUAAAGCAAUUGAAUUAAUGCCCAAAGAAUUUCCCUUCUGCAAGAAAGAUGUAGCCAGUUAAGCCCUUUUUCUGCACAAUGUUAAGAGCGCUUUUUGUAAAUAAAUUGAUUUGAUUUGUAACACACAA
Messenger RNA from Leucoraja erinaceus (little skate), 3083 nucleotides. RefSeq names its product coiled-coil domain containing 191 (gene ccdc191). The transcript has 17 exons. NCBI's taxonomy places the organism in Eukaryota, Metazoa, Chordata, Chondrichthyes, Rajiformes, Rajidae. The record is from RefSeq and is a predicted model, not a curated record. Bases 100 to 2874 code for a protein of 924 amino acids. Gene Ontology annotation, molecular function: phosphatase binding.